Messenger RNA from Dreissena polymorpha, 5402 nucleotides. RefSeq lists its product as uncharacterized. NCBI's taxonomy places the organism in Eukaryota, Metazoa, Mollusca, Bivalvia, Myida, Dreissenidae. Bases 134 to 2806 code for a protein of 890 amino acids. The record is from RefSeq and is a predicted model, not a curated record. The transcript has 12 exons.
UAUAAUAGUUUAAAAUUUUAUUAAACAAUAGCGAUCAUAGUCUAGUCACCUAGUACCUGAAAAUAAACAAUAUGGCGGAUGAAACGUAGAAAAUCUCUUUGCAGCCUCAGGAAAUACAAUUUUCGACAUCAAAAUGGUUAAAAUUGAGGGAGAAGUAUAUCCACUACUUACCACGGAUUGGUUAGGAACUCCAACAUAUAGACAGAAACCUGUUGCAAGGUACACACGUCAUGAUGACACUGACGAACAGGUACAAGUUUUCGAGGAUGAUGAAGAAGUCUUUGAUAUUAUUGACCAGAAGAAGAAACGAAGUGUGAACAAGGUUUGGGGAGAUGUGUUUCUUCUAGCGCUUGACUUUCUUCAGAUAUUUGCCCUGAUACAAUCCAUGUCAACCAGAUGGUUGUUUCCAGAAAAAUGGCUACGCAAAACAUACUGGGUGUUUGGUUUUAAUGCAGAUGCUUGGGAGAUAGUAAAGUUCACAAAUGAAUCAGUGUAUCACAGCGUACAAGGGGCGGAUAUAGCCAGCAGCAAGGUACCUCUAUCAUACGAAUACAUUGUCUUUGGCUGGUUUGGAUUGUUUGGAGCACUGACUAUCAGCUAUGGGGCACUUCAUUUGAUAAUGUGGCGUUUCUUCUACCCGCAGACUAGACAAAGAAUGAUCAUGUCUUGGAUCCAGUACUUCACAGUGAUAGUUAUCCACAUCCUGUCAUUUCCCUUUGGCACUGCCCUCUUCAGGGUAUUUCAGUGCGAAGGAGAGUUUAACAAAGUCUACACUGUCAACGACUACGGUUGUUUCAGCUCUCAGCACUGGAAACUUGGAGCUCCUGCCUUACUGAUGCUGAUUGUGCUGUUUAUUCUUUAUCCAGCAUUCCUCAUCAUCAAGAUCAGACGGGAAGGAAUGACGGGAACAUCCAAGGGUUACUUGUCAUUCAUACUGAUGAAAGAAACCGAGUAUAAGAUCCAUCUGAAUCGAUCUUGGCUGCAUGAUUCCAUGUGGAUAUUUUCCUCCUUCAAGCAUCGGGGUCGCUACUAUUAUUCAGCUCUGCUGGUAGCAAAACUUUUGCUGCUUAUCAUAUUUGUUGCAGCGUUCAAUAACAUCAAGAUCCAGUCCAUGGUCACGGCCAUAUUUCUUCUGGUAAUGUUCCUUUCGGCCGUCAUUGUGAGACCAUUCCGUCUGACAAGCUGCAACGCUUUCCUUGCCUUUAGCAUUCUUUGUAACCUUGGAAACGCAUUCGUGGGAUCGUUGCUCUCUAACUACAACUCCUACACCACACCUUCCGCAUGGCUGACUCCCAAUUACAUCAUCUGGUUCAUUGGGAUCAUUCAAGUGAGCUGGCUCGUAUCGCUGAUUUCCUUAUUAGUGUACCUUGUGUCCCGGACGCUCUGUCACUCCACCAAGUCCUGCUACAAGAGACCGGUGUGGCCAAACAUCGCUAGCUCAGGAGAGGGCUACCUCACCACAGAAACAAAGAAGUUCAUGACAGCCAUCAUCAAGGCCAAGAUUGCACAUGAAAAUAUCCAGCGAGUGCCUGCGAUAUUUGCCCCGGUUCAUGAGCUGGCCCGACACAUCCACGUGAUCAACACGUACUGCAGAGAGGCGGAGUAUGUCAGGGACCCUCUGCACCUUGUGCUGUGGGAAAUACUAGACGACCUGGUCGAGUCGCACGCAAAUCUGUCACCAAAGUCACUGUUUGCAGAUAGUGUCAAGAAAUCGAUACGUCGCACAGCAGCUGAAUUCAUGAAGCUGGCACCAAUGUUCAGUCAGCGUCUGGCUCAACGAGACUUUGACCUGAUCCUGGUGCCACCAGUCAGGAGACGUCUGCUACUGAAGAUGUACAUCCUUGGUGUAUUCCUGAACGGUCGCUCUGAGAGAGUUGCCAAGCGUAACCUGCUCCAGCCAGCCACGGAGAAAGUGUGGCCCUCUCUACAAGCAGACAGGCUGUUUGAAGAGGAAGAUGGCUACUUUGAGGACCUCUACCCCGCCCCUAUCGGUGGCAACUACUCGGACGAUCUUCUACAGGUCAUCAAUGAAGACUCUACUGAUGCAGAAUCCACAGAGGAAGAGGACAAUGUGCAGGGCAUGCUGAGGAAACUACCUGAGGUUGGACUCAUUGACUUGGAGACGCCCACAAUAGGGGGCGUGGCUGAAGAAUUGGACUCUGAAGAGGAGGUCCCGGUGAAACUGCCAGGGGGCAAGCAGGGCGCCAGCUUUGGUCACAUGAAACCUGUCAAUCUACAGCCUCUGAGAUCAGGCUCAGCCUCUUCCAUUAGAAGCACCGAGUCGGUCCCCCCUCCUGUCAGACCCGGGUCGGGUGCUUCAAGCUUGUUUGGCUCACAUGCCUCCCUGCGCCGCGACGUGAUGUCCCCACAGCUACGCAACAUGACUUCGCCUCUUCAACAGGGCCCGGGCUCCAAUGGCUCUGGGCGCAGUCUGUCGCCGGUCGCACCCCCUGGGUCCUCUGCCUCUCAGCACAGCGGCCGGGGACCGUCACCAGUGCGACCAGCGUCAGGGAGUUCAGUGAUCAGCAGUCAGCCCAGCAGACCAAUGUCAGCUGACUCGGGCAGGGAACCGGAUAUGGCCGCCAUCAACCCGGGCUACGUACCAGACCCAGAGGAGGAGAGUAUUCAGGGGAGACAACUUGUGGCUGAGAGAGCAGAGGAAAACAAUCCAGCCUUUAAUGAGGAUUAUGAAGAAAGUCAGGAAGAAGAAAUAGCUGAAGUGGCUACAUCUGUGUCUGAUGACAAGAAAGACAAGAAGAAGAAGAAGAAAACCAAGAAGACCAAGAAAAAGAAGAACACAGAUUGAGAUCCAAUCUUACAUAAAUCCAAUCAAAAAAAGACUGUUGUUGGAAUGUGAAAGGAGUUUCCAAUUUGAUGCAAUUAAAAACAGAACGAAUUUUAAGGAUAAAAAUGUUGUUUAUUGUUAUAGAUUAGGUAUACAACAAGAGCACAAUGAUAAUCUAUUUUUAUUUUGUAGUUUUUAAUUUGUGUACUAUAUGAAUGUGUUAAUCUUUUAAAUCUAAAUGUACUAUCAAAACAACAACAACAACACACAAUCACAAUAAUAGGAGUUUGUUUGAACACUGUGGAAAAUGUGUUUUUUUAUGAAAAUAUCACUUGUUGCAGUUUUAAAUUAGAUUUCUGCACCUAUCUAAAAACUGUUACAAUAUGUUAGUCAUUCUCUCUAUACAAAACUGCACUUAUCAUAUGUUUACAGCAAUCUUUGCUCAACAUUUCAUCUUGUAGUGUACAUGUAUGAUAAAUAUUAGAUACAUAUCAGUAAAUGACAUUAUUUACUGAAGUAAAGUGUACAUUUUGAUAUCUGUGAUUCAAUACUUAAAAGAGAAAAGUUGCUGUUAAACUGUCAAGAAUUAGUAAAAUGAUGUGUAGAGUUGCACACACUUGGCGUAUCUUUUUGCUGGUACUCUAUAGAGAGGUUGUGAGAUUAUAAAUCAUUUAAAAGCACUUUUGAAUGGAAACAAUAAAGGUAAACAGUACUUUUGUCACUUUGAACGCUUGCCAUUCAAUACAAUUUUGCUGUGAUUUUUUUUGCUAUGUAUCAUCUUGUUCUUUUUGUAUGUAAAACUUGAUUUUUUAAUGGUUGUAUUUUAAGGUCAUUUACUUAUUUUAUUCACAUGUUUAUCUGCAUAUAACCUAUUUUCAGUCUUUACACUGACACUGACUAAUGAAAAAACUAAAUUCUGCGAAUGUAAAAUAAUUCCAUAACAAAAAUGUGUAUGCAUUCUUUAAUACAUGCAAUACAAACUAAUAAUGUUUAGCAAGGUUUUAGAACUUUGUGAUUGUAUUGACUUAAUUGAUAACAUUCAGUUUUAUAGCAUUAUUGUUCCAUCUAUAUUAUUUUAAAACAUCUGAAAUUACAUUUGAUUAUUUUAAUGAAUUUGCAAGAUGUUUAAGUUCUGAUACAAAUCAGAAAUAUACAGUUACAUUAUGUCUGUAUUUAAUAAUCCAGUUGUGAAUUUUAAUGUAUAAAAAUGAUCUUAUGUUUAACUUUUGCCUCUGUCUUAUACUUGUUUGUCUGUGAUACUGCUGUAUGUUUUGAUUACUGAACUUGAUUGGUUGCUGAUUUGUCCACUGCUUUAAGUAUUAUUCAAAUGUUUAAUAUAAAAAAAGCUUUUUUUAAGCUCAAGCUUAGGUAGAUUGAAAGUGUUAACUUGAACUUAGUCUCCCAUUAUUCCAUUAAAGAAGAAAAAGCUGUUUUAUGUAGCAUGGAAUCAUUCAGUACAAGAACAAUUCUGUCAAUCUAAAGUAGUUUAUAAUUUGGAAAUCAUAUCAAAUUAUCCAUUUUACAUAAGUUUGAAAAAAAAAUUAUAAGAAAAUGUUUUAUUGACACAAAGCCUGCCAGUAUUACAUCAGCUUAAUGAAAAAGCUUAGUGUGCUUUGAUCUUGUUAUAAAGUAAAAUUUUACAAAAAAAAUUUGUAACUUGCUGUAACAUUAUCUAUUUUUGCCUGUUUAUGUCCGUCCGUUCUGAAGCAAUAUGCAUUAAACUUGUGAUAUUUAUAUUUGUGCAUUAAAAAAAUGCAUUUAUUUAGCAUUUAAAUUUUUAGAAUUUACAUUUACUGUAAUUAUAUAUUUUUUGAAAAUGCAAUGUAAUAUACUAUCUUCAGCACUGAUACUUUGUUACCAUAAUUUAUGGUUAUACUGUGUUGUAGUAUUAAUAGUUUAAUGGGUUAUAGUUUACAAAUCUUCUUUAUUUAAAGGAGGGUUACUUUAUAUAUAUUUCUUUAACAUUUUAUUAUAUUUUUCUUUAUAUUAUUAUAUUAUAAUUUAUGCAGAUGGUCAAGAAAAAAUUGAUGAUUACAAACAAAUGUGAAUCAUAUAAAAUAUUUUUAUUGAAUUCAAAAAUAUUAAUUAUUUACAAAGAAUUGUAGUUGUAAUAGUUCACCGUGUUAAAGGUUGUCCUACUAAAUGAAGGUCAUAUUUUAGAUUUAGUUCAAAGCUGUAUUAAAUCUGUUAAAAAUUGAGGUUAAUUUAGCUCUAAUUCUAAUAUUUCUCCCUAAUCUUUAUUAUAAUUUUUAUAUGAUUUAUGACAAACUUUACAAUAAAAACUAAUUCAUUUAAAUUUAUCUAAAUUUUAAUAGUGGACAUCCACUUGGUGCUUUUUUUUUGUUCCUUUCCUGACUGACUUGACAUGCGAAAUAAGUAUUUUAACAAGAAAAAAUCCAAUAAAAUAUUUUCAGGACUAAUAGAAGAGACAAUUAAUAUAUUGAUGUAUAAAUGAGUGCACAAAGUUAUAUGUUUACUAAUAUGGCUAUUAUUGUUUUAAUAUUUUGACAAGACAUGGCAGGACCAUGCGGGUGUAGUGUUUUUUUUUGACAUUCUUAUGUGAUAAACUAACCAAGAACUUUAUCUGUUGUAGAAAAUAAAAAUCUUGAAAAGUCAA